AUGUCCUGGUCUCGGUGGAGCUCCGCGAGUCGUUCACCAGACCACGAUGUUGCCCUACGACCGUGUAUGCAUUGCGGACAAAUUACCGGACAAUUUCCCUUUUGCCUCCUGGCUGUGGGGCCUUUCAACCAGGCCUCUGGGUCACUCCUCUCUUUCGAGAACCCUUUUGGCAUUCGUUAA
Molecule: messenger RNA, 180 nt
Organism: Colletotrichum orchidophilum
Lineage: Eukaryota; Fungi; Ascomycota; Sordariomycetes; Glomerellales; Glomerellaceae
Exons: 1
Coding region: 1-180 (59 amino acids)
Source: RefSeq, a predicted model, not a curated record